AUGCAACGCGGCUUCUUUGAGGAGCUGCGGAAGCUGCGCGCGCUGGACCUUAGCAACCACUGCGUUACGGUCGACGUCGUCAAGAGCCUCGUGCGAGCGCUGCAGCAUCAGACGCUACUCUGCCGGCCGCGGCGCGCCGACGCCAUCGAUGUCGGGCUCUUCCUGCGCCAGUUUGUGCCGGUCCUCCUCCGCCUCCUCUCGACGCGAAGGCAAGUGCAGACUGUAGUGCUGACGUGGGUUGUGAGCCUCAACCACAUCUUUGGCAAGCAACACCUGCGCGACGUCUCGACGGCCCUCGUCGCUGGCAUGCUCGCACAGCCGCGUCCGAUCCGCCGGUCGUUCGUCAUGAAGACGCUCAUCCACUCAACGCGCUUUGACUGCAGCGUCUUUGCCAUCGCGAUCGAGGCCACGUCGUCGGCCACGAGUGUAGAAUUGCGCGCCGAGUGCCAUAGCUACGUCACACAGAUCCUCGAGCACUGGCCUCUUGAGGACAAGGCGCUUGCGAUCGAGACGGACGAUCAAGACCGCCACGCGCUCGACACGGCGCUGCUGCAGCGCCUCCUUCGGGCACUGUCGUGCUAG
Saprolegnia parasitica CBS 223.65 is the source of this 582-nucleotide messenger RNA. RefSeq lists its product as hypothetical. NCBI's taxonomy places the organism in Eukaryota, Oomycota, Saprolegniomycetes, Saprolegniales, Saprolegniaceae. Bases 1 to 582 code for a protein of 193 amino acids. The record is from RefSeq and is a predicted model, not a curated record. The transcript is spliced from 3 exons.